GUGUGACAAUGUGCAAUUCACACUCCGACCUGUGAAAGGCAGCAAUACUUGUAUAGUCUGCCGGAAACUCACACAAAGUAGUACACGGAAGUGAACAAGAACAAUUUCCACGAUAGCGUUUUUUUUUUAGACGUUUAUAAACAUCCUGGAACUUAAAAUAUUACUAAUUUAACUGCACAGCAUCACAUACUUACCACUUGUAGCGUUUAAUUCGCGUUGGAGACAGGACUUGGUUGAUAGAUGUUAUCUAGGUAACGCUACCUAGCUAGCUGCUAACGUUAGCUAACAAUGGCUAACUGUAUGGUUUUUCACACUCAAAUAGCCUCCAUCAUGGAGGUGCUAGCGAAUGCAGCCGUAGCAGAGAUCUGUAAACUCGUAGAUGACGACUAUGCAGUAUUUCGUUUGGAAAUAACUCAAAGCCAGAAAGAAAACAGGGCUUUGCGGAGGAAACUACUGGAACUGAAGGUGGCACGGGAGCGCGCAGAGAGGACAGUGCGAGAGCGUGUCCUCGCCAGUCGUCCCAGGAGUGUCAAGAUCCUCGACCGAUACAAAGGAAUGGCAAGAGGUGAAGGACAUCACACUGGAGGCCACAGGAGUUUUGUCAAACCAGCGGGACACAACACAUGGAGAGAUGACCAACCAAUAACUGUUGAUGAGAGGAGUGGAACCUCAACCCAGCAUGUUAUCGUGAUAGAGUCUACAGAUGCAGAGGCUGCAGGUCCUGGGGUCAAGCAGGAGAGGUCUGAAGGAGAGGAGGACCCACGGCACAGCAGAGACAUCCAGACUGGAGCAGCGUCUGGAGUUCCCCCUGUAGCCACAGAGGACCCCACCACCGCCCCAGCGCAGCCCAGGACCCGACGAAGCAUCACGGAGGGGGAGGGUCCAGAGCAAUGAUCUAUAUAUUACACUAGAUGACUGAUAGGGGCGCUGUUUUGAAACCACGCCUCCAUCUUGGCACUCCCCCACCCUUGUAAAAUAUAUUUGGGAAGCUACAGAAAUGCAUGUAUUAAUGUCUACAUCUGUUUUUGCCACGUUUAUUAUAUUACAGACGCCUUAUUGCAUACUUUUAAAUUAUAUUAUGUGAGCUAAACAUACAAAUUAAAAAAGGAAAACUAUUCCUCUGCA
This is a messenger RNA of Coregonus clupeaformis (lake whitefish), 1125 nucleotides long. RefSeq lists its product as uncharacterized. The record is from RefSeq and is a predicted model, not a curated record. NCBI's taxonomy places the organism in Eukaryota, Metazoa, Chordata, Actinopteri, Salmoniformes, Salmonidae. The transcript has 4 exons. Bases 289 to 894 code for a protein of 201 amino acids.